GAAGAAGAUGCUCUGUAUUGUGGACCUGAGUAUUCCAGGAACUGAAAUGUAAGAAGACUUUAUAUUGGAUAACAGGAAGAGGUGUAGAGUUUGCAGGUAUCAACUGUGGUCUUACUAAGCAUGUCAGUGUCAUCAAUGCCAGACAGACGGCACAUGUGGCUGGUGGCUACCAUAUUGACAGUGCAAUUCUGGAAGGUGGAGAGAGCUAUGACACAAGUUUAAUUAAAAGGUCCUAUUACCACUGGAUUGUGCAAGAUUUUUAAUGAUACUUUCUUUGAAUUAUGAUUUAAUAUCAAACAUCUUAAAUUUUUUUAAAAAAGGGAAACAUUUUAGUUUUGGAAGUCAGAAUGCCAAGGAAAAGGAAAAAUCUUGGGGGAAAUCCUAUUCUGAAGACUGCAAACUCUAAGGAAGUUGUCGUAUCCAGUCUUGCUAGUCAUGAGGAAUCAACCACUACUCUUCCUUCCGUGUGUGAGACAAACAUUGAUCAGGAAGAACUCUUCACCAGUAUCUCAGAGAUGUUUUCUGAUCUGGAUCCUGAUGUAGUGUAUUUGAUGCUUUCUGAAUGUGAUUUCAAAGUUGAAAAUGCCAUGGAUUGUUUAUUAGAAUUAUCUGCCUCUGAUGCCAAGAUAGAAGAAUCAUCUUCACAAACCUUUGUUGCUUCUGAGAACCAGCCAAUUGAAACAGGAAGUGAAAUAAUGGAGAAGUAUCCUCCUGAAGAAGAGAGUGAAGAUUUGAAGAUGGAUUCAUUUCUGGAUAUGCAGCUGACUGAGGACUUGGAUUCCUUAAUACAAAAUGCUUUUGAGAAAUUGAACUCUUCUCCUGAUGACCAAGUAUACUCAUUUUUGCCUUUGCAAGAUGUUAAUAAUUUUAAUGACCCAAGUAAGUUUAUAAAUUCACAUUCAAGUAGUUCAACUCCUGUCCAUUCUACGCAAAAUAUGGAUGCAAACAGUGAGAAUUUAGAAAAUUCUGCCUCUAAGGUAAAUUCAAACCCGUUAACUUCACAUUCAGUUUUGAAUGGGUCCAAAAGUUUUAUAAAGGAUAACACUUUGGCUUUGGAAGGUAAUAACUCAGAAGAUUCUCUUCUCAAUAGUUCUUUAAAUUCAGCAAAUGACUCUAUUGUGGGUUGUAGCAAUCUUAAUCAGAUACAGGGUGAGCUUUUAGAAUCUGACUGUGUUGAGGCUCAACUUUCCGAAGCCCCUGUUAAUUUGGAUGCUAAUGAACCUCAGGGUUCUUUAAACCUUCCUGUGCAAAAUCCAGGGUGUGAUUUGCCAGAUACUGUUGGGGAUCAGAAGUCGACCUCUGUCUCUGAUAUUUUUGUACCUUCUGAAGGGUUCAGUUUCAAGCCACACAAACAUACUGAACUACCACCGAAGGGGAAGGAUGUGAAUUACUGCCCAGUACUUACUCCUCUGCCUUUACUGCUUCCUCCUCCUCCACCUCCACCAAUGUGGAAUCCAAUAAUUCCUGCUUUUGACCUCUUUCAAGGAAGUCAUGGGUUUGUGGCUCCUGUUGUAACCACAACUGCACACUGGAGACCCGUCAGCUACACAUUUCCACCCUCGAUCAUUUCUCACACUUCCCCAACAAAGGUUUGGAGAAACAAAGAGGGAACAAGUGCUUAUCAAGUACAAGAAACUCCAGUUGUAAGAAAGAAGACAACAUCAUAUGUUGGACAAGUUCUUGUUCUUCUCAGAGGCCUUCCAGGAUCAGGAAAAUCUUUUUUGGCGAGAACUUUGCAAGAGGAUAAUCCAAGUGGAGUCAUUCUUAGUACUGAUGAUUAUUUUUAUAUAAAUGGACAGUACCAGUUUGAUGUAAAGUACUUAGGAGAAGCACAUGAAUGGAACCAGAAUCGUGCAAAAGAAGCAUUUGAGAAGAAGAUAUCACCAAUAAUAAUAGACAAUACAAACCUACAAGCCUGGGAAAUGAAGCCAUAUGUUGCUUUGUCUCAAAAACAUAAAUAUAAGGUCCUUUUCCGGGAACCAGACACAUGGUGGAAGUUCAAACCGAAGGAACUUGCAAGGCGUAAUAUUCAUGGGAUAAGCAAAGAAAAAAUAACAAGAAUGUUAGACCACUAUCAACGUUUUGUUUCAGUGCCAAUAAUCAUGAGUUCUUCAGUUCCAGAGAAAAUUGAACGUAUUGAGUUAUGUGCAUAUUCUUGUGAGGAUAGAAGUUCCAGCCCAAGAGACAAUGAAGAUAUUACGUCUGAAAAAGAAGAAAAUGUUUUAUCCUCAUCACUGAAGCAUCUAGAAUUAAUUGAAGAGAAGAAUCUUGAAGUGACCAAAGAAAAUGUGCUGUCUGAGAAUGUUACAUAUCUCCCCCACGCAGAUUUAAACAAAGGAAGGAAAGAAAUAAGUGGUAUCAAUUAUAACAUUCAGAGCGAGUUCAUUCAGGAAGCUCCACACGUGUAUCUUUCAGACUCUGGAAGCAAAGUCCAAGCAACAGAAAAGAGUGAAAAAGAAAAGCAAGUAGAAAUGACAUCAGAAAAGCAGUGUAUUAAAACUGAUGCAGAUGGAGCAUCACCAAGUAUUUGCUCUCAUGAAAAUAAUCAAGAAGACUGUGAUCUGGCAAAUACUGUACCACUUCAAAAUGAAAAGUCUUCACCUGGUGAAAUAUUAGAAGAAAGAACAACAGUAAAGAAAAAAGCCUUUGGGAAACAAAAAAGCAAAUCACCUUUGGAAAAGUUUCCAAGACAUGAAAUAUCGAAUUUUGUUGGUGAUUGGCCAGUUGAUAAGACUAUUGGUCAGAGAACAAAAAGGAACCGAAAAUCUGAAAAAACUUCAUCUAUACAAAGUGACAAAAAAUUUAAUCGCCCUCAGUCACGCAAAGUAUUAGAUAAUAGUGUGCCCCUGAAUACAGAUCAUAUCCAACAACAGGGAUCUCCAUAUGAAAGUGUAGAGGAUGGCAAGAAAUCACAAUGUGAUGAUUCUUCAGAAUUUCUCGAUAUCUGUAAAUAUGAUACUUACAAAAAUCCUGAAAAAAAUUCAUUCAGUAUUGUGGGUGACUGGCCUUCAUCUGAUUCUUUAGCUCAGAGAGAGCAUAGAUCAAAAAUGCCUAAGGCUGGAUUAAGUGAACCCAACCUAGAAUUUGGAACUAAUGAUAAUAUGAAUGAAAUAUCCUUAUACACAACACAUGAGGCCUGUUGGGGCACGUGCACUGAAGAACUAAAAUCGUUGGGUAGCAGCUCCACUCUACGAAGUGCUGACAUGAUAACCAGUGAAAUGACCCAUGAGAAUCAAACUUGUCUAAGUAAAAUGAUUGAUGGGCAGCACACAUUGCCUCUAACUUUCACUAAUAGUACAGCAAAUAUUGCUGGAGUAGUAGGGCCACAAAUCCUUGCUGAAUUUCCAGGGGAAAUGCCUAGAGGAGUCCCUGGAAUAGAAAUAGGCACGUGUACCCAGACUGAACCACAGGAUUUUGCUCUUUUAUGGAAACUAGAAAAGAAUAAAAUCAGUGUUUCAGAUUCUAUCAGAGUAUUAACAGGAAGAUUAGAUGGAUUUAAACCAAAAGCUUUCAAUAUUAACACAAAAUCAAAUGUUCAAGACACAAUUCCGUAUAGGGUAAUGUAUGAUAAAAGCACAUAUGUUGAAGAAAGUGAACUUACCAGUGCCGAUGAAUCUGAAAAUCUUAACAUCCUUUGUAAGCUAUUUGGAUCUUUUUCAUUAGAAGCCCUCAAAGACUUAUAUGAAAGGUGUAAUAAAGAUAUUAUUUGGGCCACAAGUCUUCUGUUGGAUUCUGAAACUAAAUUAUGUGAGGAUACUGAAUUAGAGAAUUUCCAAAAAUCAUAUGAUGAAUCACAAGUUGGGCCAUUUUCUAUGGGAUUGAAUUUGAAGGAAAUUAUUAGCCAAAGAGAAACAGGGGAGGAUUCUAAUUCUUCUAUGCCAGAAGUUAGCCCUGGAAUCUGUAUCACUAAUAUACAAUCUAGCUGUAAUGCUGAAAAGGUAAACUCAGAGCAGGCAGAAAUAAGAACCAUAACUCCUGAAAAUCCUGGAUCAAUAACAAAUGUAUUUCCUAGUACUGCUGUAGAUCUGAAGAGUAAUAGUGAAGUACUUCCUAACAGCCAAGUAGAACUUUCAGGUUUAUGUAACUUCAAGUCAUCUCUUCCAGCUAUUCUAAAAUCAGCUACCCCUAAAGAUGUGAGUGAAAUAGAGAACAGUUUAGUAGCCGCAGAGACUGGAGAUGGUAUACAUUCUUUAUAUUUGUCAGAUAUUUUAAACUCUGUAUCAAGUACUUCAAAUCUUGAAUUGAAUGAAGAAGUUUAUUUUACUGACUCUUUAGAAAUUAAAAAAAAUGAAAAUCUUCCAAAGGAUUAUGUGAAAUUUGUGAACACUGACGAAUUUAUGAAUGAAGAUGAACAGGAAAUGGAGAAAAUUCUAAUGGCAGGAAGUAAUUUGUCAACUGAAGUUAGUGAAGAAGAUAAAACUGAAAUAUUGAAUCCCAUGCCAGUGAUGGCCAAAUCUUUGACCAUAGACUGUCUGGAAUUGGCAUUACCCCCAGAGCUGGCUUUUCAACUCAGUGAAUUAUUUGGUCCAGUUGGUAUUGAUUCAGGGUCUCUAACAGUUGAGGAUUGUGUGGUUCAUAUAGAUCUGAAUCUGGCUAAAGUGAUCCAUGAGAAAUGGAAAGAAUCUGUAAUGGAGCGACAAAGACAAGAGGAGGUAUCUUGUGGCAAGGUUAUGCAAGAUCCUUCCCUGGUUGGACAUAUUGGUCUUGAUAAUCCUGAACAAAAAUCAUCUCAGAGAGCAGGCAAAAAAUUACUGAAGACUGUAGCAGCACCCGAAAUGCUCCCCUUGUUGGAUCAUUGGAAUACUCAAACUAAAAAAGUAUCACUCAGAGAAAUAAUGUCAGAAGAAAUUGCCUUACAGGAAAAACAUGAUUUGAAAAGGGAGACACUUAUGUUUGAAAAAGAUUGUGCCACUAAACUAAAGGAGAAGCAGCUCUUUAAGAUAUUUCCAGCCAUUAACCAAAAUUUUCUGGUGGACAUUUUCAAGGAUCACAACUAUUCAUUAGAGCACACAGUGCAGUUUUUAAACUGUGUUCUUGAAGGAGAUCCUGUAAAAACAGUUGUAGCUCAAGAGUUUGUUCACCAAAAUGAGAAUGUCACUCCUCAUACUGCACAGAAGUCUAAAGAAAAAAAGGCAAAGAAAUCGAAGGAGACUGAAGAUACCCCAAGUGAACCAUCUUUCCAGGAUUUCGAGUACCCUGAGUAUGAUGACUACAGGGCAGAAGCUUUCCUGCACCAGCAGAAGAGGAUGGAAUGCUAUAGCAAAGCUAAGGAGGCUUACCGCAUGGGGAAGAAAAAUGUUGCCACCUUUUAUGCCCAGCAGGGCAGUCUUCAUGAGCAGAAGAUGAAAGAAGCCAAUCACCUUGCUGCUGUGGAGAUCUUUGAGAAAGUCAAUGCCUCCCUGCUGCCACAGAAUGUCUUAGACCUCCAUGGGCUGCAUGUGGACGAAGCAAUAGAGCAUUUGAUGACAGUUUUGCAGCAGAAAACUGAAGAAUUUAAGCAGAAUGGUGGUAAGCCCUAUCUUUCUGUGAUUACUGGGAGAGGAAACCACAGCCAGGGAGGAGUUGCUCGCAUCAAACCAGCUGUCAUUAAAUACCUCACAAGCCAUAGCUUCAGGUUCUCUGAAAUUAAACCAGGGUGCUUGAAAGUCAUGCUAAAGUAAAAUAAAUGUCCUUGACUUAGAAGUAUGAAGGUUUGUAGGUUAAAGUUCAUUUUAAUUGAAGUAAUUCAGUCAAUUCUGCUUUAAACAUAUGUUUUAUUAGGAAUAAUGUUCACUUAUGAGACAAAAAUUGUUUUUCAAAAUUCAAGAAAAGUUUAAUUUUUUUUUUACUGAAUCAAAUUCCAAAUAAUGUUACCUGUUCAAAGUAUUAAAGAGAAUUUUUAUGGAUUACAAAAUGUCCAAGAAAAUUAUCAGCUGCAGUUUUUAAGUCUGAAGUGCUUUGAUUCUUUCUCAAAGAGAAAAUGCUACCUUUGAGAACUGGUUCAAACCUUUCAGAGGCUUGUAUUAAUAUUAGUAAAGAAAGAAAGGUGAUCUAACAACAACACUUGAAUUCUUUUUGCUUUCAAAGCCAAAUACAUAAAAUCAUAUCAUUUUGCCAUGUCCUGCAGAAGGGGAUCGUUGUCACACUUUCUUCUGCUUUGUACAUGACGGUCAUCUCUUGCCUUUUUUUGUUCUGUUCUUCUGUGUGUGCAUUUUCUAUGAGGAAAGUUGGGUCUGAGAUUAUCUUGCAGUCUUAUCCCUUCCAUAGGCAUAAAGGUCUUCAGACGCAAGAUGGUGUGCUGUCUACCGUGCGUUGCUGCCUUCUAGGACUCCCUGAAACAACCGUGUGCCCAAGUGGCAGCACAGACAGCACUAAAGAGCUGUAUUUUAUAUUGGGGGCAUGUAACGUCUACAUUAGUAGGUCACAAUCCUGUUAACUUAAAUCAGAAGACAUUUUUGAUAUCAUAAUAAAAGGAAUCUGUACAAUUUAAAAGAUUUUUACCUUUAUUUUGAAAAAGAGCCAACUUUCUGAAACUUUCAUUGAUUGCUCGUUUCAUUAGCUGAAGAGUCCUGUAAGUAUGUAAAUUAUAAUUUCUUUUACACAGGUUUAGUGUGGUAAUACAUAAUUUUUUAGUAUGAGACAGUGACUAAAAUAAGUUUGAUUUUGGACAUAUAGAAUACUGUCUAUAUAUAAUUUUAGCAAACAAUUGUGUUGCUUUUUGUUUAGUUUUAAAAAAUCAUUUGGACAGGAAUGAUAAGAUUAUUACUGAAAGUGUCCUGAAAUACAGAAUGGUUUCCCAAAUGAGCAAACAUUUUAAUGAAAAUAAAACUCAAAAUCAUAUUUUUAUAUAUCAUCCAUGCAUGAUUUUAAAAGAAGCUUAUCUUUGAAUUUAUUUCCACAAAAAUAGGAAUAUAUGUUUAUUAUUUAGAAAUGACUAAUGACUGGUGUUGAAGUAUUAUUCACUUUCUUAUAUUUGUAAUAAUUCAUUUAAACACAUGGCAGUAAACUAAACUGCACACUUUUUGUAAUGUUGUAUACAUUCAAAAUAGGCAAUUCCUUCUAACAACUUAUUAUAAAAUUAUGCUUGUUAAUGAAAUAAAAAUAUUCCUAUGUAUAAAUUAAUAUGAUUUAAGAGAGAUGAAAACCAACACUAAAACCUGGAGUUAUUGGAGUAUGUGCAGUUGCAUCCUCAUUUUCUGUGUUUUUAUAUUUUCUUACCUGGUUAAAAAAAUACCACUUUUGAGCACUUCAGCCAGACUUACUUCAAUAUUAUGUUGAUAAUGAUUAAUAAGGAAGCAGUCAAAAGAAGUAGUUAUGGUAUUCUGUGGGUACAAACCAAAUGAAAGAAGCUAUGUUCUAUACCGUAUCACUUUUAUGUCUUAUUUUGGUAAAUCUGUAGUAUUUCUUAAUUACCAUUGAUAAAUAUGCAAGCAAAGUUUGUGCAUCGUAAAUAUUUUUAUGAAGUUGUUAAACCUACACUGCCUCCUGCCCUACUACCUAGUAUAGUUUAAGCAACACAUAAUUCAAAAGAAAAAUUUAUAAUUCCUCAUCUUUUGCUCAUUUCCAAAUCCUGUAUGCAAGAAGUAAAGAUAGCUUAAGUAUUACUGAUGUUUUCACAUGUUGGUAUAUUUAUACCAAUACAUGACUCACUAGAAGAGCUCUUUGUAAACUUAAUAUUUUAAAAUAUUUGAAAAGUAUAGUACUUCUGUGGUAUGGAAGGUUUUAGUAAAAAUUAAAUCCAUUUGUAUUCUUACUGGUAUCUACCAGACAAAAGAGAAAAAGAGAACUAAUGUGGAAACCGUAGGGUGCAUGCAUCCGGGCCAGAGGACUCUUUACAGUGUUUUCAAUCUGUCCAUUUCCUCUGUCCAAUGUGAGAAAUUAGAAGCAUGUUUUCAUACAUUUAUUGAGUGUUCAUAUAUCUCUAUGUUAUUUUCAAGUUGAAGUUUCUUCUGUUAGUAGUUCGAUACUAUUUGCAUUUCUGUGGCCUUUAAAUAUGGUACAUAUUAUAUAGUAGUGUGACUCUAAAAUGUUUUACAUUUUAUAACAUUUUGAAAGGAAAAACUCACAGUUCUUUUUCUGUCCUUUUAUUAUGGUCUUUUUCUUUUUAAAUUCAAGUGCUUUGUAUGUUUAGGAAAAGGACACAUGUAAUUACAUGAUUAGUUAUUUCUGAGCUGGAAAUUGGAAACUUCUGAAACUCAGGAAAUUGCUCUGACAAUGUUUUAACUGCUCUCAAUGUAAGAAAUGUCAAAAUGCGUUAAAAAAGACAAAAAUAAUGUGUGCUGUUUUUUCCAAGUGCUUUUUCUAAGUGCUUUUUCAUUGUGCAAUGAGGUGAAAUUUGAUGUUUUGUGUGUAGUGGUUAAAUAUUGCUUAUUUUUAUUUACGUGUAGGGAACAGAUUUAAAUGUGUGGCAAAAAAAAAAGUCAUUUAAAAGGUAAAGUAUGUUUAUGUAGAAUGUAUGUUAAUGGUGCUUUUUUGAAGUGUAAUUCAAGUUUACAGUAUUACUUAAUGCCUCUUUACAGAAUUUAAUAGAGAAAAAAGCCCAGGACACAUCUGUAUCCUGAAGAGCCUUUUUCAUAACUUCAUGUUAUAAUAUGACAAGGUUUAUUAUUUUCCUUAAAGCUGAGCAGUGACUUUUGUGGUCUAAAUGAUAAACCUGUUAUUAAUAAAUGAUUGAAUUAACCAUGAGAUUUCUCCUUAAAAUAUAACAUUGCAGCUAUCGGAUGGAGAAUAUAAGAUCUUCAGAUGGUAUAUCAGAAACAAAAUGUUUUUAUUUGUACUAUAAAGAAAAUGUAAUUUUGCUGUUAACUCUGUACUUUUUUUAUUGAAAAUGUUUAUAACUUUGCUUUUAAAAUUUCUUAUGAAACCAUUUGCAAAUUUCACACUUAAUUUAAUAAAAUGCUUUAGCUACA
Sciurus carolinensis (gray squirrel) is the source of this 8888-nucleotide messenger RNA. It is a transcript of the gene N4bp2, whose product is annotated as NEDD4 binding protein 2. Lineage: Eukaryota; Metazoa; Chordata; Mammalia; Rodentia; Sciuridae. Bases 348 to 5660 code for a protein of 1770 amino acids. The record is from RefSeq and is a predicted model, not a curated record. The transcript is spliced from 19 exons. Gene Ontology annotation, molecular function: ubiquitin binding.